AUGACCAACCAAAGACUCUCGCUGCCGCCCUCUUUACCGGUGGGUAGCAUGGUGUUGAUUCAAGACAAUGCGCCCGGUCACUCGUUGAACGAAAACCGUCGGGAUCAACUGGCGAGCAGUCGCAGCACGAGUUGUCCCGCCGCCUUGGAUACCAAGAUUGCCUUGCUCCACCGCCAUGUCGGCAACAACUCUUCGUCCAAGAAGAAUGCUAGUUUUGGACGACGCCGAAGAAGAACCCGCAUGACCACACAAGACGAAGAAGAAGACAUGUCCGACAAUAGCAGUAGUAUGGACGACAGCUCCGUAUGCCGAUGGAAUGGUUGCAGUCCUACCGAGAAACAGGCCACGGUCAGUCUCCCCAAGCGACCCCGACGACGAUCCUCCUUGUCGCCCGACGGUGGAGUAGGAAGAAUUCGGACUCUUGGCGGUGGUUGCGAUGGGCAUGACCCCUUUUUAUAUACCAAGAAACUGAGAGACAUUGCCGUGGCACGGCAAUCCAGCGGAGGUAGCCUCAGCAGUCAAGACGAUUCCCAUUCUCCUCAACGGCCGACGACAUGUACUGGCAAGGCGGCAUAA
Molecule: messenger RNA, 576 nt
Organism: Seminavis robusta
Lineage: Eukaryota; Bacillariophyta; Bacillariophyceae; Naviculales; Naviculaceae
Source: the annotation of a GenBank genome assembly